AUGGAUUGGACGAGCGUCAUCGAGAGAGAUUUGCGCCGACUCUCUGAAUUAUCAAAAGGAGAUAUAACGAGUAUAUUGGGAUUUUUGCACCACGAUGCUUGUGAUGGAAAGUUAUACAGACUGGUUAGGAGUUCAUUUCCAUUCAAUUUAUCAUCAGGGCCUCCUAAUUGGGGUCUAUGUAGACCAAGUGAAAUUCCUUCAACAAUUUCAUUAAGCUUAUCAUAUGUCUAUCGUAAUGCAGUGGAAGCAGCAAAUGCAAAGUUGCCAAUCAAAUGGACAGAAGAACAUGUAGAGUUGUAUUUAGAAGCAACAAUAGUAAGUUGUUGGAGUUCUUUAUCAGAAAAUGAAAGUGAAAAUGCAGAUCCAGAUCUUGGAGAACUAGAAAUAGGCACAGACUUGUUGAACGAGAUUUCAUUGCAGCCGGUUGGUCAAAAAGAUUCAAGAAUAUGGGGUUUAUGGGCUGUUUUAGACUUUCUAAACCAUUCUAGAAAGCAAAAUGAAACUUUUUCGAAUGGGAGUUUGAUAUAUAAUGCAGCAAUGGAAGCAAUGAAAAGGAUUGAACAAGGUAGAUCGUAUAACUCUGAGCCUGAAGCUUUGUUAACAGCUGUUACUACGCAGUUUACAUCAAUAAUGCAAAAAAGUAAAUCUGGUGGGUCAAUUAAAUCGCCUAGAGAUGCAAAUGUGGAGCAAAUAGUAACAUUAACUCAGAAUCAAAACAUAAGUCACCAUCAUAAUAAUAGUGGAAACUCUUCAUCUGUAAUGGAAAUUACAUCGAAUAUUGAGGAUUCAUCCUCGAGUAGCACUUCAGUAAAACCAGUUGAAUCUCAUCGAGCUGCAAUAAGAUACGUUCCAUCAAAGAGAUUAGGAGGAAGGGCGCAUGUAUUUUCAUUAAGCUCAACAACAUCCUCAACAAUGGCUGCAACUCCAGCUGUAAACAAGAUCAACGACGCUACACAAUAUGGCUAUUCAUCUUCUUAUAUUGGAAACUCUCACUUAAAUAUUACUGGCUCGAAUGAUAAUAUAUAUGGUUCAAUGAAUUGUGAUCCAAAAACUCCAAUUCCCAUUAGAAGGCAAAAGAUUGACGAGCCAAACAUAAAGCUGACUGAUAAUACAAAGGCUAUACGUGAGAAUAUGAAUAUUGAUGUUAGCAAUGUUCAACAGCAAGUGAAUAGACACAGAGAAUACGGAAGGAGGAUUGGCUUUAAUAUUGAAGAAAAUGGUAAGAAUGUAGUAAACAGUAAUACUGGCACUAACAUUCAUAUUAACCAUACAAAUAUUAGUGGUGGUAAUGGUAGCAAUGCAAGCAAUUCAGUUAUGAGAAUGGAUACAGAGAGUGAAGUGGAUAUGAUGAAUGGAAGUGGCAAAAAUGAAUUGAGCCAAAAUCCUUUUGUUUGCAAAUAUUCACUCGAACCUGCCGUUAAAUACCCAGGAUACAAGUUGGAGGUAAAUGGUAAGUACUAUGAAAUAAUAUCAUCCAUACAAAAAGGUGGAUCUUCCCAGGUUUACAAAGUAAAAGAGUCCAAAACUGGUGAAAUGUAUGCCCUUAAAUGCGUAAGAGUAUUCACUAAGAACCAUGAUCACAGCAACAGCCAUAAAGAUCCUGAGGAAAAGAGCAUACAAAAGGAAGUAUGUCCAACAAGCGGAAGUAGAUCAAGAAAAAGUAUUCGUAAGAGUAUUGCAAAUAAUAGUAGCAACGGAGUAAAUGAAGAUGAAGAGGAUGAGGAUGAAGAUGAGGACGAUGACAAUGAGGAACAGCAGCUACUACUAAUGUUUACAGAAGAGGUAAAUCUAUUAAAGAAACUUAGGGGUUGUCCCCAUGUAAUACAACUAAUAGAUUCGGAAAUUGCACUUAGUUGUGGUGCCAUUGACAUUAUUAUGGAAUUGGGAGUGAAAGAUUUAAAUGGAAUCUUACAAGGAAGCACGCCAUUACCGAGUAUAAAUGUUUUGAGAUCUAUUUGGACGGAAAUGGUACUUGCACUAAAAAAUGUACACGAUUUGAGAAUAGUACAUGGAGACAUUAAACCAGCAAACUUUGUAUUUGUGGAGAAGAAGGGGACGGUCAUGGGUAAUGGGAUGGAUACUCUGGUAAAUCUUAAUAUUGAGAAUAUUAAUAACACAAAUAAUUGCACAUCCGUUCCUUCAGAACUACUUGAUGAAAGCUCAUCCUCAGUGUCGAAUAGUAGUAUAGAAAAAUCAAAACUCCAGAACAAAACUGUAAAGAUUAUAGAUUUUGGUAUUUCUAGACCAAUUGCUGAUGAUACAACACACAUAUUUAGAGACAAGGCUGUUGGAUCUUUACCAUUUAUGGCUCCAGAGACCGUUCGUCCAGUGGCAAUACCAGAGAGCAAAUUUGCAGCUGCAGCUGUUGCAUCAAAGUUAAGAAUGCCACACCAGGUAAUGUCAAGGACUGCAGAUAUUUGGUCAUUAGGUGCUAUACUGUAUAGAAUAACAUACAAGAGGCAUCUGUUUCAACAACCAAUAGUAAAUGCUAACAAAAGCUCAAAUACUGGAACUGCUGGAGGUAAGAAAAGUGGGUCAUCUGGGAAGUCAAAUAUAGCUCCUCACGAGAUAUUAAUGUUUUUGCAAAAUGACCAAAGCAAGAUUUCGUUUCCAAGAGAAAUGGGAAUCAUGUUUUCAGAGCAAGCGGAGAAUGAAUCAUUGUGGUUUGAUGCAUUAAGGCAUCUGUUAAAAUGGACGUUACAAUGGGAUCCAUCUAAUAGGCCUAAUGUAAAUCAACUUUUAACGCAUCCUUUUAUAGAUACUGCCAUUGUUUCUAGAUAUGUAAUGCAACAGAUACCAAAGAGUAUACCAAAUAAGCAUCCAUCAAUAUCAGAUGAUUAUUUGAUAUAUAAUGUAAAACACAACUCUCAGACUGAUGAGGAUAGGGCGGCUCUGUUGGAGUUAUUAUUCAAGUCAACAAUACCACUUAGUGAUUUAUACAAAUCAAAACCAAAGAACAUAUACCUUUCAUCUAUGAGGUGGAACAUUGUAACAAAUGGGAAUUUCCUCUUUUAUAGCCUAUUUGAGGCACUAAAGGCGAAUUUGAACGCAGAUCAAGGUCAGCCUCAACAAGGAUCUUGUGAACAGAGUAUGAUAAAUAAUUUGGCUAUUUCACAGUAUAUUUCACUAGUAAAAGAGGUUUCUAUCCCAUCACCUCCUUCUGUUAAUACUUUGAAUACUACAACAAGGAAUGGGAAUAUUUAA
Molecule: messenger RNA, 3204 nt
Organism: Cryptosporidium ubiquitum
Lineage: Eukaryota; Apicomplexa; Conoidasida; Eucoccidiorida; Cryptosporidiidae
Product: protein kinase
Exons: 1
Coding region: 1-3204 (1067 amino acids)
Biological process (GO): protein localization to kinetochore; peptidyl-serine phosphorylation; mitotic spindle assembly checkpoint signaling
Cellular component (GO): kinetochore; spindle; nucleus
Molecular function (GO): protein serine/threonine kinase activity; protein serine/threonine/tyrosine kinase activity; ATP binding
Source: RefSeq, a predicted model, not a curated record